GAGAGGCCCUGCCACCCUGGUACUCCCCAGGGCCAAUUUCCACGUCACUCCUCCCUUUGGGUGGUCAGCGGUUAUACUGCGUGACUGCGUAGAUCAGCUUCCGCAGAUGCCAUUCCUCUCAAAGCCUACCCUGGCCUGCCCGGCAAGCGCUGAAUCGCAUCAACCAUCAAAGCACAGGCAUGACAGGGACUCCAGGCCAAGGUACCACGUUGAUAUGGAUCAGCAAGAAUCGCCAGCUCGCGUUCGCUCAUUCGCUCCCUCGCCUCGUUGCAAUCUCAUGCGGCAACAGCAUGAACUUCCCUCGAUGGUUACAACGGGUGACGUCCACCAGUGGCUCUUUGUCUCUCCGUUUCUGUGCGCCUGCGGCCUUACUCUCGUGGACUCCAUGGCCGCCAUCGACUUUAUCGUCCUAUUCCGCUGGGCUACCUUGGCCAACACUACGAAGUACUCCGUAUGGAGUACAUACGUACGGAUAUACGGGACUGUGGCGCUAUGGAUACAGAUCCAGGACAGGCGUCCAUUUCACGUCCUCGCAUUUAUCUUACCAGCAGCCUCAGCAGCAAACCCACUUGAACCGGAGGACCUCCCUCUUCUAUGCUUUCCCACUUCGCUAGGAGUGGCGGCCUGGACUGGUCUAUUUAGUCAUUCUGUUGCUCAACAUGCUCAUUUCCAGGCAUGCCACCAAAUCCACCAGCCAUCGGCAUCCGCCUGGCGCCAGGCGCCCUUCAAUUCAGUCUUACUUUACGGAUACCCAUGCCCAGCCGUCGGGCAACCACUUCAGCGUGUGUGUGUUGGGCCGCACUUUGGAGGACUCCCUACUGAUACAUUGGUCACUCGUGGUUGAGAGUGCAAGUGCCUGCUAGUCCAACCGCCAGUGACCCUUUGAUGUGGCCAUCUAUGUUUUUCGAUCAACAACUCUGAAGGACCGACACGGCAGGCGUGGCCUCGACAUUCGUUACAAAUACCGUGCGCCGUACAUAUAUCAUGGUCGCACCGACCCUGACAGUCCUGAAUCAACUCGCUUCUCUCUAC
Messenger RNA from Colletotrichum phormii, 1032 nucleotides. RefSeq lists its product as uncharacterized. The record is from RefSeq and is a predicted model, not a curated record. The transcript has a single exon. Bases 107 to 844 code for a protein of 245 amino acids. NCBI's taxonomy places the organism in Eukaryota, Fungi, Ascomycota, Sordariomycetes, Glomerellales, Glomerellaceae.